AUGGCCCUCUCGAUGAUGGCUGAAGCUCAGGUCACGGUUCGCCACGCUCCACAAUCAAUCUUCUCCGUGGAGGUGGGCCUUCUCCUCGCUAAUCUGAGUAAACAGUCUUACGAGGCUUUCUCCUUGCCGUCCUGGACCGCCCCUUUUACGGUAUCAGCCUUGUCCGCGCUAGACGUCCCGACGUCCGUCAUUUCGACGUCUUUGGCCUUGUCGAGGAUUCCGAGGCGACCCAGUCGCAUGGGCGUCGACCUCGGCUUCAUCAGUCAUGGCCUGUGGUGUCUUGGUGCGCAGAUGUUGCAGGCCUUCCGGCACAGCAGUCUGUCGGACCACCCAUUUCCAGAAUGCAGACUUCCCACUCACUAG
Molecule: messenger RNA, 363 nt
Organism: Baudoinia panamericana UAMH 10762
Lineage: Eukaryota; Fungi; Ascomycota; Dothideomycetes; Mycosphaerellales; Teratosphaeriaceae
Exons: 1
Coding region: 1-363 (120 amino acids)
Source: RefSeq, a predicted model, not a curated record